CUAACCUUGCCUCCUGUAGUUUUUCCUGUCAGCGGACACCUUGCAGGGCCAAAGAUCGCUGAGAGCUCCUUUGCAGUCAUGUCGGCAGCUGCUUCGGGGACCAACAAGGCUGCACACGGCGACGGAGCCCCGAAGAAGAAAAAGGGCCCGGGCGCUUUGGCUACGGCGUACUUGGUCAUCUACAAUGUUGUUAUGACAGCGGGGUGGUUGGUGAUUGCUGUGGGUCUGGUUAGAGCGUACCUGGCCAGGGGAAGCUACCACGGCCUCUACUACUCCAUCGAGAAGCCCCUAAAGUUUUUUCAGACCGGCGCCAUCCUGGAGAUUGUGCACUGCGCUAUAGGGAUCGUGCCGUCCUCCGUCGUCCUGACCGGCUUCCAGGUCAUGUCCCGGGUCUUCCUCACCUGGGCUGUCACACACAGCGUCCGAGAGGUGCAGAGCGAGGACAGCGUGCUGCUGUUUGUCGCUGCCUGGACCGUCACCGAAAUCAUCCGCUACUCUUUCUACACCUUCAGCCUGCUCAAUCACUUGCCCUACCUCAUUAAAUGGGCAAGGUACACCUUCUUCAUCGUGCUCUACCCGAUGGGCGUGAGCGGCGAGCUGCUGACCAUCUACGCAGCGCUUCCCCACGUGCAGAAGAUGGGCCUGUACUCGGUCACGCUCCCCAACAAGUACAACUUCUCCUUCGACUACCACGCCUUCCUCAUCCUGGUCAUGAUCUCGUACAUUCCACUGUUCCCUCAGCUGUACUUCCACAUGAUCCGGCAGAGGAAGAAGGUUCUGGGCCACGCUGGUGACUACAGCAAAGUGGAGUGAUACGGAGCCCGUCGCCAAUGAGACCCCAGAGCAGAGCAAAGCAAGCAAAUGAAGCGGACUCUAACCGUAUCCGCUUUCAACCGAAACAAAACGGACCUCGUGCGUGAUCCCGUGAUUUGGAUUUCAUUUGGUUUUCCUCACGUCUGCUGCUGUUUUCUUCAUUUUGUCUUUUAUUUAUCAACUUAAACUGCCUGAGUAAGCGUGUCGCACUUAAAGAUGCACUGAAUCCUUUUUUAAUUAACCCCCGUGCAGCUUUACCCUUUUUAGACGCCGUUUAGUCGGAAGAAUUAACUAUUUCAGCCGGUUUGCGAACAAUUUGGAUCUGUGUUUUUGCAUCGCUUCUCUAUCACAUUUUACUCUUACUUUUUUCAUGAUUGAAUGCUAGCAUCAGUUUUGUUGUUGUUGCUCCUUUUGUCCGCUAAUAGUCAUGACUUGUACUGUUUAUCCCGAGGGAUUGGCUUUAGAACCUUUUCAUCUCGUCAGCCCCCUUAUUGAUGAUCCUCCAUCGUGUCUUUUGUUCAGUUUAAACAAUCAAGGAAAUGACGACGUCGCUUUUGAGAGGUAGCAUUCCUUCACUUUAGUCCGGAGUAAAUUUAACGUUGCCUGUAAUCUCAUUUAUUCCCUGCAACGAGCCAGCGAGCUAAGUGAUUAUACAGACCAAACAAAUUCCACAUAUUCUAGAUGAACUUGACUUAGUAGUUUAAAAUAACUAACUUUAAAAUGUUUGUACAUGCGAGUUUAUAUGAACAGAAAGCACAAUGUUGUUGUGGUAGCACUGUUGGCCGAAUAAGUGUCAUGAUAAUUUGAUUAAGUUGGUACCCAAGCCUGGUGAAUUUGUCAUAAAGAAUGUGUGAACUGAAAUGUGACUCUUGUGGUUGUCCAAUGAGGAAGAGAAUUUACAAAUAUAACAAAGAAAUGCAAAUAAUUACAUGUAUCUCUAUUGUGAUGUUGAGCAAAGAUUAAAAUUAAGAGUGUGGGGAAGUCAA
This is a messenger RNA of Doryrhamphus excisus (bluestripe pipefish), 1799 nucleotides long. It is a transcript of the gene hacd2, whose product is annotated as 3-hydroxyacyl-CoA dehydratase 2. The record is from RefSeq and is a predicted model, not a curated record. Gene Ontology annotation, molecular function: 3-hydroxyacyl-CoA dehydratase activity. Gene Ontology annotation, cellular component: endoplasmic reticulum membrane. Gene Ontology annotation, biological process: sphingolipid biosynthetic process; very long-chain fatty acid biosynthetic process; fatty acid elongation. NCBI's taxonomy places the organism in Eukaryota, Metazoa, Chordata, Actinopteri, Syngnathiformes, Syngnathidae.